AUGUCAAGUAAUUUAAUUAUUAAAAAAAACAUUUCCGUUGUAUUAAAAUUUAAAAGUUUUAUCAUACGCUCAUAUGCUGAUUUGGCUUAUAAUACAAAAACAAAUGAAAAAACCAAUGUUACUAAUGAUAAUAAUCAAACUUAUGAAAGUGUCAUUACUUCUGUAAAACCUGGAAUAAAUUCCACCACUCAAUGGACAAAACAUCACCCUAUACCAGAUCCAAAAUUCGAAGUUGUGUCUCCAGGUACUUUGGGUGCUUUACUUUUGGUUAAAAUUCCACCAAGGUCAGAGAUAUUUGCAUUUCCUGGAGCUGCCAUAUCUGUAUCAAGCAAAAUACACGUUGAACGUACAACUGAAGGAAAUAUAUUAAUUGCUUUAGGUAGAAAAUUUGCUGGUGGAUCUUUAAUCUAUCAUAAAUUCUCAACAGGUCCUGACCCUGGUGAUGUGAUCUUAAGUCCAAAAAAUUUAUCUGAUAUCGCAAAGAUUGAAAUGGAUGGCGAUUCGGAAUAUUAUGUUCGUAAAAAUGCUUUUCUUGCAAGAGGUCCAAGAGUUUCAAUUAAUAUUGGUCAUAUUCGUGGAAUGGGGGCAUUGAAUGCAUUUGCAUACCGUGUUACUGGUAGAGGUACAUUAGUAAUUUCAAAUUAUGGAACCAUUCAUAAAUUAGUACUGAAUCCUGAUGAUGAUUAUUUGGUGAAUGCAAAAUAUCUUGUUGCAUGGAACUCAAAAACAUAUCCAAUAGUAUCUAAUUCAUUAAUUAAAUCAUCAUCUAUCCAAAGAAAUAAACUUGUAAAUAGAAUCAGUCAAAAAAUAUCAGAGACAUCUUCAUCAUUCCUAGAUUCAAUUAAAAGCAGUCCAACAAUAAGGCCUAUGUUAAAUAGAAUUUGUAAAUUUUCUGUUGCAACGAGAAAAUGGGCUUUUGGUGGUCCAGAAUUUCUAAAAUUAACGGGACCAGGAGAUUUUUAUUUAUCAAGUAGAAUUGAGCCGGUUCUUGGAGCAUCACCCUCAAUAGAAGAGAUUGUGGCAGCAGAUCCAAUGAACUCACAUAAUAAGAAACCAUCAUCAUCGUUAUCAUCACCACCUUAUCUUCCUUCAAUGUCAUAUGCCAUAGUUUCAAAUGAUGGAGGUAUUUCAUUCGUAAAAUCACCUUCAUCAUCGAAAAUAGAAAACGCAUCAACCCUAGCAAAUAAAAGUUAUGGGAUUAAACGUUGGGUAUUAGGAAAAAUAGGAUUGAAUAAAAAUAUAAAAAGAGAAUAA
This is a messenger RNA of Entrophospora sp. SA101, 1254 nucleotides long. Lineage: Eukaryota; Fungi; Glomeromycota; Glomeromycetes; Entrophosporales; Entrophosporaceae. The record is from the annotation of a GenBank genome assembly.